Odontomachus brunneus is the source of this 1624-nucleotide messenger RNA. RefSeq names its product small ubiquitin-related modifier-like. Gene Ontology annotation, cellular component: PML body; nucleus. The record is from RefSeq and is a predicted model, not a curated record. Gene Ontology annotation, molecular function: protein tag activity; ubiquitin-like protein ligase binding. Lineage: Eukaryota; Metazoa; Arthropoda; Insecta; Hymenoptera; Formicidae. The transcript has 5 exons. The coding region runs from base 150 to 446 and encodes 98 amino acids. Gene Ontology annotation, biological process: protein sumoylation.
GGUGACCGUUGAGCUUUUUCUUACCGGCGGGCUGGAGUAGAAUGUGGUAGGCUGUGAGACUGACAAAAUCGGGGCGCCAUAUUGCCAGCUUGUGUUUGGUUACCGUUUCUGGCGCGUGGUGAAGAAUUUGUUAUAUUUAAUUGAUAACGAUGUCGGACAAUCAGGAACAAAAACCCGAAGCCGGCCCAGGCGAUGCUAAUUCCGAGUACAUCAAGCUCAAAGUUGUCGGAAACGACAGCAAUGAAAUUCACUUUAGGGUAAAGAUGACCACUCAGAUGGGUAAAUUGAAGAAAUCCUACAGCGAUCGCGUGGGUGUACCUAUGACAUCGCUUAGGUUUCUUUUUGAUGGUAAAAGAAUUAAUGAUGAUGAAACACCAAAGCAGCUUGAAAUGGAAAAUGAUGAUGUUAUCGAAGUAUAUCAAGAACAGACUGGUGGUCGCUAUUGAGUAGUCAGGUGGGAGUCUUCAUUUCGUUCUGAUAAUUUUAAAGUGAAAGUGACUCGUAACAAAAAGAAAUGGACAAGUUUAUAAGUACGCAUAUAUAGAUACACAACACACAGGUUAACAAACAAUAUUGUAAACUCUUCGAUUUCACAUGAUGUUGUAAAAUGUGCUGUCAUACAUUCCUCUACCAAAAGGCAAACCUCAUGCGGUACAAAACAUUAAUUCAAUCAUAAAACAUUUAUAUCGACAGUUGUACUGGAAUAUGACUAUAUAUUUUGUCUUUUUUUUCUUACCAUUGUUGUAAUAUCAACAAAGAUAAGAAAUCAUUUGUUGUUAAAAUGUGUUCAGGCAAUUCAAAGCAUUUCUUGCUUAUUCUCAAACAUCUCUAAUGUUUUUUGCUUUCUUUUUCUGUUUCACGGGAAAUACAGAAUAAUGCAAAAAUGAUAUGACAAAAUUGUUACGUCUGAGGUAUACCUGUAAUAAAAGUAAUGAUAAUUUUAAGUUUUUUUGUGUCGCUUCUUUUGAACGAUUGCAACGAUAAGUGGUUCGCGAAGUGCAACUUCCGAAAAUUCAAGAUCAGCACUUUGCUCUCUUAGGAAAGGAACCAACGUUUCUUACUUUUUAUAGAUCAUGAAAUUCGAUACGUGUACUAUUGAUGUAAUUAAUUCGUAUCUCUGGGAUAAGAGUACCGAAUCUAUAAACAUGUUAUACUAUAUUUACACAUGUUAAGACAAAAUCCUGUAUCGAAUUUAUGUAACAAUUUACUUUUCUGUAAAAAUUACCUGAACACUUAAAUAGUUUCAUAUCUAUCAACGCGAAAGUUUAAACGGAAUUCGAAGUACGCUCAAAGGAUGUUCGAAAAAUGUUCAAGCACCAUUUGAAAUAUUUUGACAAUGUCCUUUGGUCUUCCGCAUUGUUUAGAUAAAAAUUAAUAACAAUAAUGAUUGAUUGUAAUGAAGUUCUUAUGUGCAAGAAGAAAAUAGUAUGUUUAAGUGACAUUUUAGAUAUAAAAAACCAUUAAACAUACAUUAACGAGCCCGAAUGUUUUUUUACAAGCAUAUUUUACAUCCGUCGCUAAUAUGAAAUCUCUGUAUUAGUGAUUCAAGAAAUAUAAGAAAUUCUUUGACUUAUAUGUAAUUGCCUGUGUAUUUUAAAAAAAUAUAUAAUAAUAUGGUUAUGUA